Molecule: messenger RNA, 2226 nt
Organism: Bombyx mori (domestic silkworm)
Lineage: Eukaryota; Metazoa; Arthropoda; Insecta; Lepidoptera; Bombycidae
Exons: 12
Coding region: 262-1896 (544 amino acids)
Source: RefSeq, a predicted model, not a curated record
GAGCAUCAUUCCUUCGUUCGGCUUCUCAACGAUCGAUUCUCAAUACUAUGUUUUUUUUUAAAUAUAAUUAUUAUAAUAUUAUCAGAUAAAAGAGUUCAACACCAUUUACAUGUUAUUAUUAAUUUGUAAAACUUUCCAUAACUAUUGUUAAUACUUAAUAGCGACAAUUAAUUAAUGUAAAUUGAAUUAAUAAGAUUCGAAAGAAUCCAUCUGAAGAGCUAUAUAAAAUUGUAAAAUUGCUUAAUAGUUAGAUGAAAAGUGAUGCUGGGCCGAUUCCUUUUCACUGUUUUAAUUACUGGUCUAAGAGCUGCCACUGUUGAAGAUGAGCUGUUCUAUGAUUUACCGCAGCUGUUCCACCUGGAUGACUAUGAGAGGUGUCUGUCUAACUCCGGAGUCUACUGCAUGGGAGAAUUUGAUCUCUUACCACACAAGAACGAGCCAUUGCUAGAAUAUAUCGAGAAAUACUCGGCGGAUAAAUAUCACUUCAAUCGUUCCCACAUACACCGCGCGUACUGCGUGACGACGCGGUGCGCGCGCGGACCCGCCACAGAAGAGGCAAGCUUCGAGCAAUGCGUCCAGAACCACACAAGGGAACGGUACGGCCUAGAUUCGAAGCUGAGAAAGUUGGUGUACUGUAAGUCCAGAAGCUCGCAGACGGCGCCGGACUCCGUCGACCUCACCGUGGCUACCGCAGCCGCCGCCCUAGUCUUGUUGAAUUUGAUCGCCACAGCUUAUGACUACUUCAGAAAUCAAAAUGACAAACCAAAUCGGUAUCUCAUCACUUGGUCUCUGAUCUCUAAUUGGAACCGCCUGACCGCCGACUACGCUGACGGAGACCAGAAACUUGCAGCGCUGAAGCCACUUCAUGGUGUAAAAACCUUGACACUGGUGUGCAUCAUGCUGGCGCACACCGUGAUGGCCUUCCACAUGAUCUACCUUCUCAACCCACACUUCUUAGAAAAGAACAGCCACCACCCGGCGUCAGCGUACCUGCAGAACGGAACGUGCGCAGUCCACACCUUCGUCCUGGCGUCCAGCUUUCUUCUGACGUACAGCCUGCUAAUUUCUGAAGACAAAAAUCCAAAAGAAAAGCUCAACGUUCGUUUACUGCCGAAAAUUUUGGUGCAUCGGUACAUCCGGUUCCUGACGGUAGACAUGCAGCUGCACGUGGUGUGCUGCGCGGUGGUGCUGUCCCUGGGCCGCAACACGCGGCGCGCGCUGCUCGCGCUCGGGGCGCUUCUGGCGGUCGCGGUCGCGGCCAAUUUCGCCGCCAUCUACCACUUCGAGCUUCGGUCGAUAGCCACACUCAUGUUUCCAGAGUACAUCCGGGUCCAGUUCGAGAGCGAGAGAUCGUUCAAGUGGCUGUACGUGGCGCCCUGGGACGCGCUGCCCGCCGCGCUGCUGGGCGCCCUGCUGGCCCACGUGCACGCCGCGGACUGGGGGGGCCGCAAGCCCGGCGACAGUCUGAUAGUCCGCAUCUUGUACCGUCUCUCUGUGCCGCUAAUGGUUGGGUGGGUCCAGGCUGGGUACUGGAUGAAGAACUCCACAGACCCUGUGCUCUCCGCUCUGUACGCGACGUUCGACCGCCCGAUAUUCUGCUCCAUCGUCGCUUUUGCUAUAUUCGGUUUCAUAAACAAGUUUGAUAGUCUGUACUGGAAGUUUUUGUCGUGGCGCGGCUGGGAGAUAUUGGGGCGCAUGUCCCUGACGGCGUACUUGGUGCACUGGCUGACGACGCUCACGCUGGUGGGCAGCCUCGACUUCCUCGCGCCGCUCUCCAUCAUUAAUAUUGGCGGAUAUUGGCUGUGCACGGUUGUGUUGACCUACAUGAUAUCAGUGCCGCUGCAUUUGUUCGUGGAGCUGCCAAUACACAGAUUUCUACGGGUCAUUUUUUCAUAGCACUAGCUGUAACAUCAUUUUAUAUCUAUUAAAGUUUUGCCCAGAAAACAACCUAGGUCUUCAAAUUAUAAGAUAGUGAUGAAUAACGUUUUUGUGUUGAAUUUUGAAGUUGAAAUUGUUGGUCUUUAAUAAAAAUAUCAAACAGUACGACGAUACUUCGUACGUAAUUGCCGAGCGUGGUUACAGAGCCCUCGUGACUGAAUCUAUACCUUUGCUCAUGGACAUCAGUAAUUCCAGAGGCACCGCUAAACCACUGCCGACCCCGACAGCUCGAGCUUGAUUAAAUAACAAUGAGUAAAAUUUUUGUGAAAAUAUAAAUCUCUGUACUUA